Molecule: messenger RNA, 1662 nt
Organism: Uncinocarpus reesii 1704
Lineage: Eukaryota; Fungi; Ascomycota; Eurotiomycetes; Onygenales; Onygenaceae
Exons: 4
Coding region: 1-1662 (553 amino acids)
Cellular component (GO): mitochondrion
Source: RefSeq, a predicted model, not a curated record
AUGGGUGAAAACCAACAAGAUUUGAAAGAUUCAAGCCAUGAUCCCGAUGCGCUCAGCCGAUUUACUUCCGGCCGAUGGCUCUGGGGCGAGCGCCAACAGCUUGCAGCCCGACACGUCCCGUUUGAUUUGGCGAAGCUUCUGGCACUUGCUGCCACUGCCGUUGGAUCAAAGUCAUGCGUUCGAAUCGAGAAAAUCUCUGAAGGCCAGUACAAUAAGGUGUUCUCGCUCACUAUGAACGACGGCCGCGAGGCCAUCGCGAAAUUGCCAAACCCGAAUGCAGGCAGGCCACAUUUCACCACCGCCUGUGAAGUUGCGACUAUGGAUUUUUUGAGAAAUGUCCUCCACCUCCCGGUUCCUAAGGUCUACGCGUGGCAUUCCAGAGCAGCGGAGAAUCCUACUGGAGCAGAGUACAUUAUCAUGGAAAAACAGGCCGGCGUCAUAUUGAGCGAUGUUUGGGACGAUAUGAGCGGGAACGGGAAAGCCCACAUUAUCAAACAGGUUGUAGGUAUUGAACAGACUCUUGCGUCCACCAAAUUCAAAAGGUUCGGGGCUCUGUAUUACAAGCAAGAUCUGCCGUCCGAUAACGACACGCUAUUAUUUGUUGGCGGGACCGGAGAGAACAUACACAGUGAGAAAUUUGUUAUUGGGCCAACUAACCAUCGUUCAUUUUUUGAUUUUGGGAAAGGGGAGCUAGACAUUGAUCGUGGGCCAUGGUCCACAUUACCGGAAUAUUUAGUUGCCAUUGCCCAUAGAGAGAUUGCUUGCGUGAAAGCAAGUUUGAGAUAUCCAAUAAUGCCAGAAGGACUAUUUUACGGUCCCAGGCAAUACCAACCAAGCCCGUCCAAAAAACUGUCAGCAUUGCGCAACUACCUGAAGGUCUGCCCCCAUGUUUUGCCAGAAGAUCCCGUAACCCAUGAGUCGGUUUUAUGGCACGGUGAUUUGCAUCUGCAAAAUGUGUUCGUUAAUCCCGAAGACCCAGCCCAAAUCCUGGGCAUCAUUGACUGGCAAUCUGUCAGUGCCUGCCCGCUUUUCAUGCAGGUUACCCGCCCUGGGCUUUUGGAUUACAGUGGCCCGCUCCCCGAAAAGCUUGCGCGUGUCAGCUUACCUCCUAACUUUGAUGAUUUAACUCCCGAUGAACAGCGGAAAGCGACGGAGUUGCACCAAGCGCAGACACUGCACAAUCUCUAUUUUGCCCUCACUUUGCAGCUCAAUAUUCCAGCUUUUCAGGCCUUUCAAGGACAAGAUACCCUCCUUCAUCAGGUUAGCGUAGUACCGGGGCUAACACUCACCGACUACGAACCGUGUCUCAAUAACCUAUUGAGAGAUGUCGAGAAAGAGUGGUCAAACAUUGUUGGUGCUGACUCAGAUGGUAGGCCUUUGGUGCCAUUCCCAUUGCAAUUAUCCGCUGCUGAAGUGGAAGAACAAAAACAUGAUGAAGAGCUAUGGGCUCAUGGUGUCGCACUCAUGGAAGAUUUUAUCAAAGAUACUGGCUGUUUUAAACACUGGGAUGGCAGGGUGAGCCACAAGGAUUUUGAUCUUUCGAAAAAACAGCUGGCUGAGGGUAUCGAGAGGUUCCUGAGCCGUGAGGCCAGGAACGAAGAGGAGAGGAAAGCAUGGCUCGAAGUUCUACCAUUUGUAGAUCAACACAAUACAGUAGAUUAG